AUGAAUUUUCUGAAACAGCUAUUCGGGAGCGAUACCUAUACCAAGUACAAGUAUCGGGGCGCCAAACUCCCGAGAGAACCUUUGACGCCGCGCGAGAUUGAGGAGAUGCACAAGAAGCUACAUCCUGAUACGCACAUCUACAACGCGGCGAUUCCAAUAGAAAAGAAGCCCAUAUUUGACGCCCGGGAUUGGAGUGUACCUUACACGCGAUCAAUAGAGGAAAGGCUCAUUGCCGCCGCAGCUGACGGCUCACUCCAAAAGGCGCAGUCGAAAUCAUUACUGUUUCGCCGGCUGCCGCCGGAAUUACGCACGCAAAUUUGGCGCCAUGCCAUGGGAAAUCACAAAGUACACCUGACUGUACAUCGUGGCCGACUGAGGCAAUCUAUGUUUGAGUCCAAUGAUUAUCAGUGGCGGACACAGAUAGGACUCUUGAGAGUCCCACUGGUUUGCCGAGCAGCAUAUAUGGAGUCCAUCCCAUACCUCUACUCUGACAACACGUUCUGCUUCGGCUUUGGCCAAGCAAGCUCGAAAUUAGCACUCACGUCGCUAGACACAAUGCUUCCCAAGCAGCACAUUGCUUCUAUGCAACACAUUGAAGUCGGAUGGCACCUAUUUGGCGGUGUGAGUCAAUAUUAUGAUAGCCAUCCUCAAGCCUGGGACAUUAGCUUGGAUGUUCCAGCACCUGAGACUGAAGCGCAGUGGAACAAUGUCUGCACUGAGCUCGUCAAACUAACGCAUAUGCGGACGUUGCUGAUCGUGGUUUGGCUUUCUGGCGAUGGAAGAGCACAAUUUAUCAAAAUGGAAAGAGGCAUGCUUGCGCCACUGCUUGUGAUGGAGCAUUUGGAGCGGUUUGAUAUACAUCUACCCUGGAAUCCGGAUGAUCCCUCUUUGUGGAAUAAUGCACCGUUCAGGGUCUGCAGGCGUUUCAGGGUCAAGGAAAUGUACGGCGUAAGCAUUCCAUUGCUCGAUGAUCCAGCUGAUGGCUUUUACUGGUCGGAUUCAGCCGCUGAACACCGGAGGUAUAGGUGA
This is a messenger RNA of Pestalotiopsis fici W106-1, 1029 nucleotides long. RefSeq lists its product as uncharacterized. The record is from RefSeq and is a predicted model, not a curated record. NCBI's taxonomy places the organism in Eukaryota, Fungi, Ascomycota, Sordariomycetes, Amphisphaeriales, Sporocadaceae. The transcript is spliced from 2 exons. The coding region runs from base 1 to 1029 and encodes 342 amino acids.